AUGUCCGACCACGACCCCUUCCCCAACGUCAAAGACAAGCUCACAGCCCCCACCAAAAAGUCCGCCUUCGAAAAGUCCCGCCUCGAAGCCGAAGCCAAGCGCCUCCGCGAAGAAGCCGAGACCGCCGCCGUGCUCAAAGACUUUGUCGCCUCGUUCGACGAGCCCGAGCCGCCACUCCCCUUCCCGUCCUCCUCCUCCUCUCGCGGCUCCUUCCGCGGUGGCGCAAGAGGAGGAGGAGGAGGAGGAGGAGGAGGAGGAGGGAUUGGGAGACGGCACUUCACGGCGCAACCGCCGCCAGCGGCGCUGCAGCGGAAGCGCAACCUGGAGGCGGCGUUUGAGCGCGAUGGCGACGAUGCGGGCGGGGUGUUUGGCGGUGUGGGGGGGCUGGGGGAGCGGGAGAAGAGGAGGCUGCGGGAGGGGAAUGUGGGGCUGUUGGCGUUUGAGAAUUCGGUUGGUGGGGCGAAGGAUGAUGAUGAUGAUGACAGUGACUCCGAGACGUCCAAGCCACACCCGAAACCCACGCUCUCGCUCACGUCGCUGCCGCCGUCGACUACAAAACCGAUCCUCACGGCCCUCCUCGCGUCCACGCCGCUGCGCAUCGACUCGAUCCGCAUCAUCCCCGCGCCGCCGCCACCGGGCCCCAGCCAGCCCUCGCCCAGCAUCCGCAAAGCCGCCUCCGCGCUCAUCACGCUCUCGCCCGAGACACCCAGCUCCGACAUCGACGCGGCCGUGACCACCCUCAACGGGCGCUACCUCGGCACCGGCUUCUGGCUCACCAUCAGCCGGCACCUCCCCUCCACCAUCAGCACCACCACGCCGCUCCCCGCGCCCACCACCGCCCCCUUCAACGCCACAGCCCCCACCCCCUCCACCUCCACCCACCACCGCCACCACCACCACCGCCACCGCCCCCCUCCCCCGCCCGCCCACCGCGGCGGCUUCGCACCCCCGCCAAACUACCGCGCCCCCAACCCCUCCUCCUCCUCCUCCUCCACCACCCCAGCAACAGCCUCCCUCCAGGUCCACGUCGCCCCACCAAACGACAUCCGCCAGCUCCGCCUCAUCCACAAAACCCUCGAAGCCCUCAUCACCCACGGGCCCGCCUUCGAAGCGCUGCUCAUGGCCAGCGACGACGUGCGCUCCGACGCGCGCUUCGCAUGGCUGUGGGACGCGCGCUCCCCGGCCGGUGUGUACUACCGCUGGAAGCUGUGGUCGCUGGUGACGGGGCAGCACCGCCCGCCGCCGGCCAUCGAGGUGUUUGAGCCGACGCCGGCGCUGGCCGCGCUGUGGAUCCCGCCGCGGCGCGCGCUGCGGUACGAGUUUGCGGGCGCGAUGCGCGACGUGAGGGAGGACAGCGACUUUAGCAGUGAGGAGCUGCUGGAGGAUGACGAGGAUGAGGGUGGGGCUGGGGGGGGCGCGGCGGAGGGGGUGGAGAAGAGGGGGUAUUUGGGGGUGUUGGGGAGGGCGAAGCUGGUGCAUUUGGUGGCGAGGGUGCCGACGCAGACGAUGAAGGUGCGGCGCGGGGACGUGGGGCGGGUUAUGGCGUUUGCGAUGGAGCAUGCGGAGGGCGGGAUGGGGGAGGAGGUGGUCGACGUGUUGGUUGGCAAUGUGUUGCGGCCCCUCGCAUUCACCCGGGCCGCGAAAGGCGAGGACGACGACGAGGAGGAGAAGGAGAAAGAGAAGGAGGAAGGGAGUGGGGAGAAGGGCGCGGAGGAGACACACGCGGCCAAGAUCGUGGCGCUGUGGAUCAUCUCCGACGUGCUCAGCAACAGUUCUCUAGGAAUCCGGAACGCGUGGCGGUACCGCCAGCUGUUUGAUGUGGCGCUGAGGGAGAGGGGCGUGUUUGCGCAUCUGGGCGAGGUGUAUCGCACGCCCGGGUGGGGGCGCAUGAAGGCGGAGAAGUUUCGGAGGGGCGUGGUGGAGGGCGUGCUGGAGUGGUGGGAGAAAUGGUGCAUAUUCCCGCAAACCACCCAAGACGCCUUCCUCACCUCCUUCCUCACACCCCCCACCCCACCCCCCACCACCACCACCGCCCCCAGAACCACCCCCAACACCAGCACCAGCACCCCCAGCACCACCACCAAACUCCCCACCACCACCACCGCCACCACCUCCCCCGCGCCCAAAAGCAAAUGGAAAACCGUCGAGACCACCCCCUCCUCCUUCAACCCGCUCACCGCCGACCAGCCCGCAGACUCGCCCACAUCCGACGUCGACGGCGAGCCCAUGGUCGACGACGAUGACGAUGUGGACGGCGAGCCUAUGCUUGAGGAUGACGAGGAGGAGGAGGAGGAGGAGGAGGAUAAUGACGGUGAGCCGAUGCAGGAGGAUGAUGAUGAUGGGCAGGAGGACAAUGGGGGGGAAGGAGAGGAGGAGGAGGAGGAUGAUGAUGGGGAUAGGGAUGUGAAAGAGAUGUUUGAUGAUGGUGCGGCGGUGAAGCCUUCUUUUUCUGGGGGUGCGGUGGGGGGUAGUGGGGUUGGAGGAGUGGCAGGAGGGGUGGGGGGUGGGGGAGUGAGGAAGAGGAUGAGGGCCGAGGAUAUGUUUGCGGAUGAAGAGUAG
Molecule: messenger RNA, 2559 nt
Organism: Morchella importuna
Lineage: Eukaryota; Fungi; Ascomycota; Pezizomycetes; Pezizales; Morchellaceae
Exons: 3
Coding region: 1-2559 (852 amino acids)
Biological process (GO): RNA processing
Cellular component (GO): nucleus
Molecular function (GO): RNA binding
Source: RefSeq, a predicted model, not a curated record